AUGUCGCCGCUCGCCGAUAUCCCGGUUGAAAUCGCCAACCACAUCUUGGGCUUCGUCCCGACCUCUGAUCUUUUAAAUCUCUGCCUCACCAACAGAUCCCUCCGCGAAUUCGCUGAGCCCUUUCUGUACUCUACCAUCAGGAUAGAAGCGGAGUAUGGUCGUACCCCCCGAAUCAUUCCUCUUCUCCGCACCUUAUUACAACGACCAAAGCUCUGGGACUACAUAGAUGACGUCUAUAUGGAUGGGUUGGGCCCUAAGGGUGAAUUUAUCCGUCCACUGGACCUAAAUAGCGUCGAUAUCCCUGUUGAGCAGUGCGUCGAUGCCAUCAAAAAGACCAAGGUGCCAUAUACCGACUGGUGGAUCGCAAAGUUGAACUCGAGCGCCACGUCCGUGGAGGCUCUCUACGCUAUGUUCCUCGCCGGGCUCUCCAAGUCAAAGCGCCUGGCUGUGACACGGGGCUUCAUCAACGAGCGCGAGAUUAUCGGCAAGGUCAUCCAGUCCAAAGCCUUGGGCGGGUCUGGACUCUCUAGAUUUGAACAGCUCAGGGAGGUCACAUACUACAAGUAUGUCGAUAAUGUGGAAAACAAGAACAACAAGAUAUUCCCAGACGUAAUAUCUCUAUUUUAUCUGCCAACACUCACGAGCAUUAAGGCUUGGAUCCCAAACCCUCCUGUAUUUGAAUGGCCAGCAGGUGAACCCAAUCUUGAUCAUCUGACCUCGUUAGAUAUUGAGCGGCUCUCCGAAGAUAACCUGGCGAAAAUUCUUGCCUUGACACGGAAUCUCAAGUCGCUUACCUGGACCUGGACCUGUGACGAGACAGAUGACCCUGGAAAUACGAUGGAGCUGAACUUUGAAAAUCUCAUCGAGAGCCUCUCGCUUGUCAGAGGCACGCUGGAGGAGCUACGAAUUCGGCUGGAGAUUGGGCCGAUCAUCAGUCCCAUUUUCAAACCAGAACUCAACGUCACAGGGUCGUUGGCUGGCCUUGCCGGCUUUCGCGGACUCACUUAUCUCGAGGUGCCAUUCGUAUCUCUUGCUGGUUUUGGAGAGACCCCGUUACCUAUGGAGGAUGGUGUUCCUCCCACUGUCAAAACUCUUGCUCUCUCGGACGACCUGCUUCUCAAUGACGUGGUCAGAUGGCAGCAGCCAUAUUUUGAGGAGUACGGAACCGGCUUCGCGCCAGCUGAGGCGAUAGACAAUCACAUCGAGGCGCUGUGCGACAACAUUCCCACGCAAUUGCCUCUAUUGCGUGACCUCAUCUUCUUCGCCGACGACAUGUUUGCGCCCAUAUUUGAGCGCGUAGAUUUCGAUGCUACCAUGGCUAUCUAUACUGAUGACGAUUUCAAUAUACGAGUGUCGACUCGGUAUAACUACUAG
Messenger RNA from Clonostachys solani, 1374 nucleotides. The record is from the annotation of a GenBank genome assembly. Lineage: Eukaryota; Fungi; Ascomycota; Sordariomycetes; Hypocreales; Bionectriaceae.